Penicilliopsis zonata CBS 506.65 is the source of this 1803-nucleotide messenger RNA. RefSeq lists its product as hypothetical. The transcript has a single exon. Lineage: Eukaryota; Fungi; Ascomycota; Eurotiomycetes; Eurotiales; Aspergillaceae. The record is from RefSeq and is a predicted model, not a curated record. The coding region runs from base 59 to 1699 and encodes 546 amino acids.
CUUUCUUCAAUACCAUAACCUCAUACCUCAAAACCGUUAGUACUAUCUCAUUGCACACAUGAAGAGUCUGGCUAUAGCAGGCAGCAUGGCAGCUGGCGCUGCUGCUGCAGCUGCAGCUACCGGGUGCACCCCGGAAGUGUUCACUCCCUAUCUGUCGUCCAACGCAUCGAUCGUGUACGCCCGGGUGUUCACCGCCGACCAGACAUUCGUGGGCCCGAUGGGCAACUACACAAACCUGCCCGAGUACUGCGCGGUGUACGUGAACGUGAGCUCGUCGGCGACCUCGUCGUACGAGUUUGCCGUGUGGCUGCCCACGCAGACGUGGAACGGCCGGUAUCUGGCGUACGGCAACGGCGGCUUCACGGGCCAGAUCGCGUUCGCCGACAUGGCGCCCGGGCUGGAGUACGGGUUCGCGACGGUGUCGACCAACACCGGGCACAACUCGACGGUGCAGGAGGCGGGCGAUGCCGGAUGGGCGCUGAACGACCCCGAGACGCGGACUGACUGGGGCUGGCGGGCGCUGCACGGCACCGUGGCCCUGGGCAAGACGCUGACGGAGGCGUACUACAACGAGACGAUCGCGUAUUCCUACUACUCGGGCUGCUCGACGGGCGGCCGGCAGGGCCUGAAGGAGGUGCAGAUGUUCCCCGACGACUUUGACGGCGUGCUGGCGGGCGCGUGUGCCUGGUGGACCACCCACCAGCAGAACUGGGAUCUCAAGGUGGCCGUCGACAACCUGCCCAACAACGCCAGCCACCACGUCACCAGCGAGCUGAUGGACGUGCUGGCCGACGAGGUGCUGCGCCAGUGCGACGGCGCCGACGGCCUGCGCGACGGCAUCAUCAUGAACGGCUAUGCGUGCCAGUUCCGGCCGGAGACGCUGCUCUGUGACGGCUCGAACACGACCAACACGUCCACCUGCUUCACCCCGGCCCAGAUCGACACCAUCUACAAGGUCUACGGCGCCUGGGUCGAGACCAACCAGACCUUUGUCUUCCCCUCGUUUGCCUGGGGUUCCGAGGCCCAGGUGGCCGAGAUGAUCCUCACGGACGACGACGAGCAGGGUUCCCCCAGCGGGAUUGCCUACCCGCGCGACUUUGUCUACAACGACGCCGACUGGGCCUGGCAGAACCUGGAUCUUGCCACGAUCCAGCUCUCCGACUCGCUGGACCCGGGCAAUGCCACCGCCGGCGACUUUGAUCUGCGGCCCUUUUACAACAGGGGCGGCAAGCUCCUCCACUACCACGGCUUCGCCGACGGGGAGAUCCCCACGGGGUCGUCCAUCUACUACUACCGACACGUCCAGGAGACGCUGGUCCCGCUCGGCAUCGAUCUGGAUGAUUUCUACCGAUUCUUCCUCAUCCCGGGCAUGGAGCACUGUUUAGAUUCCGUUCAUGAUGCCCCCUGGUACAUUGCCACCGCCAACCAGCCAGGCGGCCUCGUUGCCGAAUCCUCCAACGACACCAUCUGGGGGGUCCCCGGGUACCGCGACGCCAAGCACGACGCUCUGCUGGCCAUCAUGGCGUGGGUUGAGAACGGAACCGCCCCGGAGGAGCUGGUGGCCACCAAGUAUGUCGACGAUACUCCCUCCCUGGGCGUUCAGGCCCAGCGGGUGAUUUGUCCGUAUCCCAAGCAGGCCGAGUAUGUGGGUGGGGAUUGGAACACCACCGAGUCAUUUACUUGUUCGGGGUAUUAUUAGAGGAGAAGCAGCAUAUUAGAUUGUAUAACAUGUAUAUAAUGUGUAUCAUGGGUAGAGUAUCAGUAGCAACGCUAGUUAGACAAUCAAAGUCCUAUACAUGUGAG